Molecule: messenger RNA, 866 nt
Organism: Acaulospora morrowiae
Lineage: Eukaryota; Fungi; Glomeromycota; Glomeromycetes; Diversisporales; Acaulosporaceae
Source: the annotation of a GenBank genome assembly
UAUUUAAUCCUGGAAUGCAAAUCCAAUCUUGGGUAACUUCUCUUAAUCUAUGGAAUGUUAGAGAAUCCCAUCUGUGUCAAUAUCCGUUUCUUGCCAUGGAUAUGACUGAAUCGAAUGAACAUAAUAUGAACGAAGGGCUCGGUGAAGAAACAGUUAUUUUAAAUGUCGGAGGGGUGAAGUAUGAGACUUACCGUUCCACGCUGACAGCGUAUCCAGAAACUUUUCUCGGUACAAUGUUCCAAGAACGGAAUCAAGAAUUAUUAAAAUCAAGGAAUGGUAACGAAUAUUUUAUUGAUCGUUCGGGACAGAUAUUCCAUUACAUCAUGCAAUUCUAUCGGACAGGGAAAAUUUGUUAUGGGGAUCAAAGUGAGUGUCAAGGGUUUGUUGUAGGAUCAACGCAAAUCAGUCUCAAGGAAAUAGAAACGGAAUUAGAUUACUUUCAGAUCCCACGUCCAACGGCGUCAGUCAUAGACAAAAUCGCCAUAGCAAAAGUGAGCAAUAUAAUUGAUGCAUUCAAAAAAUUAAUCGGAGAAGUAUCGGAAAUUUACAUGAAGGAGAAAUCGUUCAAGGAAUUUAAAGCUGACAUCGAUAUAUUAUUUUUGGACAAUGGUCAAGCCACUGUAAAAACGGGAUUAGAGAAGACAGGCUUGUCCGGUGUAUUUUCAAAUACUAAGAAUUAUGCAUAUAGUAUCAUGUCCUUGUUCAAAGAUGAAAUCAAGGAUCAUCUGGAAAAUGAGUAUCCCGAGUUGACUUGGGUACAUCAACAUAACGGCGAGGAGCUGCAAUACUGGAAGAUCAAAAUUACUUUAGCCUGGAGCUUAAAUCACGAAAGAAUCUUGGCCAAUGUUUUGAAAUAUGUAACUUAA